UGCUUCUUUUAUUGACUCUAUUAUUAGAGCAUCUUCUUCCUCCCGAUCGAACGCACUCAUCGGCAUGGCUUCCAGAAAUCCAGAUCCAAAUAGCGACGACCUCCGGCUCCGAUCUUGAGAGAGGAGGCAGCUGGACACCCUCAACACAGAGGAGGUGAUCCAGCUUGUCGACGGAAUUGGCGUCGGCGACGCUAACCAGUACUGCCGGUGAUGUCGUUGACGCCCAUUGAUACAGCCCACGUCGAUGCCGAUCACGAGGGUGGGCGACUAUCACGAUGAAGACACGAAGCCUAAGCGCGCUGCUCGGCCCCCAGGAUGCCGAUGUCAUCCCAGUGGCCAGGGUGGGCAACUGCCCGCUCCGGUCCUCCUCGUGCCAUGGCAACAACGACGGGAGAGGAGGCUUCCAGUUCCAGCACGAGGAGAUCGGCAGCUUCAGCCUCACCAUUCUCUUGCCGGAGACCCGGACAACAUCACGCACGCGCGUCGCCGGGAGUCCGGGGCCACGGGCUACGUCGCUGCUGAGCGUGGCACGGAACGGGGGUUGUCGCCGCCGAGUGCUCCAUCCUCCAUGUAGGCGAGGAGCUGCUGCCCACGGCGAACGGCAGGGUGUAUCUUCCGUGCCCGACUCCAUGUCGACACACGACGGCGAAGAGGUGUGGGUCGAGGAUGCCAAGACCGAUGAUGAGAGAAGACCGAUGCCGGCGUGCCAGCUGACUCCGCUUCCUCCUCCGCACAGGUGUAUGUGAGGCGUGGAGCUCAAUUACUAUAUCAACAAAAGAAGAAGAAAAAUGAAGAUACCUGUAUGUGGUGGCCGUGGAGACGGUACUCGUGCAUGACCCAGUCGGUCCGCGUGCCGCUAGGCGCUUUGCCAUUGUGGAACACAAGCGUCUUCUUCAUGCCGACGACGAUGCCGUUGUGCAUGACAGGGCGGUCCUUCCCGGUGGACUUCCAGAACCCUCUGGGCGUCGCCCGUUCCAUGCGAAGCCCGGUUGGGUACUUCCGCCCCCUCGGCGCGAACAUGUACCACUCAACUUUGGCCCCAGGGUCGCCUGUGCUCGGUGAGAAUGAAAUGCCUGUGCGCUCAUGCAGGUGAAAACACAUGUCAGUUGACAUAUACUAUACUUGACUUGGAAAGAAAAAUCAACUUAAUUGCUGCUAGCUAGUAAAAUGUAAAAGGAAAUCAAGUAAAUUUUCAUAUAUAUUGCGGCGAUCUUCCGUACAAAACAGGCCUAAAUUCAACUGAUGCGGUUUUUCUUUUUGUGUGAGGUGUAACCUCCUUUUCAAAAAAAAAGGGUUAGUUUGUUAUGAAAAGAUUGGUGCUCCGAAAUGGUGAAAAACAUCAUGAAAAUCAAGUUAACACCGCAGCGAUCUCUUUCCGCAAAA
Triticum dicoccoides is the source of this 1383-nucleotide messenger RNA. RefSeq lists its product as uncharacterized. The transcript is spliced from 2 exons. Bases 276 to 746 code for a protein of 156 amino acids. The record is from RefSeq and is a predicted model, not a curated record. NCBI's taxonomy places the organism in Eukaryota, Viridiplantae, Streptophyta, Magnoliopsida, Poales, Poaceae.